This is a messenger RNA of Moneuplotes crassus, 475 nucleotides long. NCBI's taxonomy places the organism in Eukaryota, Ciliophora, Spirotrichea, Euplotida, Euplotidae. The record is from the annotation of a GenBank genome assembly.
UAAUAACCCCCCAAGAUGCGGUCAAUUCUCAAAAAACCAAAAGAGAGCUCGUUCCAAAAAGUCUCUGAAUCCUGAACCUCCCCUAAAAUUCCCUGUUCCACUUCCUUAAGACCUGCCUCUUCCUCCUCUCCUUCCAAAAAGUCUAAAUGGCUGGUAGUCCUAAAGGUGAUCUGAUGCGGUCACAGUGGAGUAAGGACAGAGAAUAGUACGUUUACCAGAAGGCCAAAGUCGAGACUAAAGUAAGUCCAUUAAGGCUUUUCCAACUUGUUGAACCAUUACUUCCAGUGGGCAUGAAUAGUCUAGAAUGCCAUAAACCAGCUAGCUUGAAUAGGGGAAGUUUAGAGGCUGAGAAUUGAAGCUUAGUGGGGAGGAAGCAAGAGACAUAGUGGUAUUGGCAUUCAAAUAAAAUAUUAUUUACCAACUCCAAACACUUUAACAGAAACAAUUUAUAUAACUCCACUAACUCCUAAAGCAA